This is a messenger RNA of Pogona vitticeps (central bearded dragon), 2590 nucleotides long. RefSeq names its product acyl-CoA synthetase family member 2 (gene ACSF2). Gene Ontology annotation, molecular function: medium-chain fatty acid-CoA ligase activity. Gene Ontology annotation, biological process: fatty acid metabolic process. Lineage: Eukaryota; Metazoa; Chordata; Lepidosauria; Squamata; Agamidae. The record is from RefSeq and is a predicted model, not a curated record.
CGCCAGGCGGACAAGAGGCGCCUUCGGUUCCUCAGCCGCCUCCCCUGGCUUUUACCCUCCACCUCGAGCGGGGAUUUUGGACAGGGAGAGCGCGGGAGGCGAGGCUGGGAAGAAACAAGGCGGCCCGUCCCGCCAGAGCUCGCUUGCACUUCCGCGCCCUUCCAAACAGGGGCCACCCCAGGGCGCUUUCCCAGCUCGCGCUCGCCUCCUUAGGAGCGCUAUUUAGGUGCUCUUGAGGCGGGCUGAGGCCGUGCCAGCACCGCCUCUUUGUAGCUCCACAAGUUCCGGCUCGUGGGUUGGCUCUUUCCCAGCCGGAGCGAGAGAGAAAGUUGCCAGCUCCUGGGCUGAGGGAGAGGAGCUGCCCGUGGAAAAAAGCGGGACGGCGCGGAGGGGAGGCACCCAUGGCUUCUUCUGCCACCGCCUUGUGGAAGAGAGUCGCCGGCGAGGGUUUGGCUGCCCUGGCGACUCGCCCUGGCCUCCGGGCCAUUCUUCGGUUCAGCACUCUACAAGCUAAUGCACAGCCUGCCACACCUGUCACAAACAGAAGCUACCUCAAUGGAGGGACAGAUGUACCACUCAUCUCUAAAACAUUGGACCGGUGCCUAGAAGAGACCACUUCCCGGUAUCCUGACCGAGAAGCUCUGGUCUUCCCUAUAGAAGGGAUUCGAAAGACGUUUGCCCAGUUUAGAAAAGAUGUGGAACAAGCAGCAGCUGGACUUCUGGCUUUUGGUUUGAAAAAGGGUGAUCGACUUGGAAUGUGGGGUCCCAACAAGUAUGAGUGGGUCCUCAUGCAGUUUGCCACCGCUCAGGCAGGAAUCAUCCUGGUAUCUGUGAACCCAGCAUAUCAAUACCAAGAACUGGAGUUUGUGUUGAGGAAGGUUGGCUGCAAAGCACUUGUAUUCCCUACACAGUUUAAAACACAAAAAUAUUAUGAGAUAUUGAAGCUGGUUUGCCCUGAACUAGAACAAUCAAAUCCUGGAGCAUUAAACAGCAAGAAGCUACCAGAACUUUCCAUAGUAAUUAGCACAGAUUCCAAGCUGCCUGGAACAUUCUCCGUGGAUGAUCUGAUGCAGGCCGGAGAGAGCAGCCACAAGAAUCAGUUACAGGACAUACGGAAGACCCUAGACAACCAAGAACCCAUCAACAUCCAGUUCACUUCUGGAACAACAGGAAGUCCCAAAGGAGCAACACUUUCUCAUAGCAACAUUGUUAAUAAUGCAUACCUAAUUGGUACCAGGCUGCGGAUCAAUGAUGGGGAUGCUCGCUGUUGUCUCCCUGUCCCUCUUUACCACUGCUUGGGGUCUGUGGCAGGCUGUGUGGUGAUGGCGGUCCAUGGUGUCUCUCUUGUGUUCCCAAAUCUCAGCUUUGAUGCAAAAGCCACAUUGAAAGCACUGGAUCAGGAAAAAUGCACUCAUGUUCACGGCACUCCUACCAUGUUCAUAGAUAUCCUUGGUCAACCUGAUUUUGCCAGCUACAACCUCUCAAAUCUCCGGGGAGGACUCAUUGCAGGUUCGCCAGUGCCUCCUGAAGUCAUGAAGAAAAUAAUCAAGAAUAUGAACAUGCGGGAAAUAGUGGUUGCUUAUGGAACUACAGAGAAUAGCCCAGUUACAUUCAUGGGGUUUCCUCAAGACAACAUUACCCAGAAAACAGAGACUGUGGGAUGCAUUUUCCCCCACACAGAGGCAAAAAUUGAGGAUCCUAAUACAGGAGAAUUCCUCCCACUCAACAGCCCAGGAGAACUUCAGAUUAAAGGUUACUGUGUCAUGCUUGGAUACUGGGGAGACCCCAACAAGACUAAUGAGGUGAUGACUGGUGAAAAAUGGUACAAGACUGGGGACAUUGCUAUGCUUGAUGAACAUGGUUACUGCAAGAUUGUAGGACGCUGCAAGGACAUGAUAAUCCGAGGAGGGGAAAACAUAUACCCUGCGGAGCUUGAACAGUUUCUUCAUACCCACCCUAAGAUUCAUGAGGUGCAGGUAGUUGGUGUGAAAGAUGCGCGCAUGGGAGAGGAGAUCUGUGCCUCGAUCAGAGUAAAAGAAGGAGAAGAGUGCACAGCAGAGGAAAUCAAGGCCUUCUGCAAAGGGAAGAUUUCUCAUUUCAAGAUCCCUCGUUACAUAGUAUUUGUGAAGGAUUUCCCACUAACUGUGUCAGGCAAGAUACAGAAAUACAAACUGAGAGAGCGAAUGGAAGCGCAUCUUAAAGUAUGAAUAGCAACCUAAGAGAAACCAAAUCAAAAGUGCCUUCUACCAACUUUUUAAAUACUUGGCCUAUGAGUACUUCACGUUUGGCCCCAGUAAGCCUGCCUGAAGAUGCAUUAUUUUACUUAAUUAAUUGAAGUCCACUAAAAGUAAUGCUCUGUAACAGAUUUUUCGUGUUUGUAAAGAAUGUUCUCUCCCUCUCACUCAUACUUUGUUUUCCCAUUACUUGGGAAUGAGACCCAGAAAGAUGGAAUCUUCUUCACAGUAGAUGAAUAUAAGAAAAAAAAUCAUUCCUCUGAAUGUUAUUGUAUCAAAUAAAAGAGAGGACAAAAGUUCUGCCUAUUUUAUUUCCAUGUUGUAUUGCAUUCUCAUUAAAUGUUGCAGUUCUGCAG